This is a messenger RNA of Mercenaria mercenaria, 9072 nucleotides long. RefSeq names its product cyclin-dependent kinase 7-like. Gene Ontology annotation, biological process: positive regulation of transcription by RNA polymerase II; protein phosphorylation. The coding region runs from base 481 to 1497 and encodes 338 amino acids. The record is from RefSeq and is a predicted model, not a curated record. The transcript is spliced from 11 exons. Gene Ontology annotation, cellular component: nucleus; cytoplasm; transcription factor TFIIK complex. Lineage: Eukaryota; Metazoa; Mollusca; Bivalvia; Venerida; Veneridae. Gene Ontology annotation, molecular function: cyclin-dependent protein serine/threonine kinase activity; RNA polymerase II CTD heptapeptide repeat kinase activity; ATP binding.
UUCAAACCUUAAAAGAAAUGUAAAUUUUGUCUAUUUUUGAGGGUUGAAAUUCCAUAGUUUUCGUCUUUGUCAUUUUAGCUAGGAUUGUAACCAAAUGUAUUUAGUCUCAAAUUCAUCAACCAUCCGUUUCGUUACAAAAAAUGGUCUGUAAAAAUGGGUUUUAUUUAUUUAUUUUUCUUUUCUGAAGGAUGAACUUAUUGUUCAGCUAAACAUUCUAUUUGCCUAGUCUGUUCCACUGAUCUGUCUUAGCAAUACAGAUCGUUAAUAUGUAGCACAAACGCGCGGAAGCCGUGCCAUAAUUUAGUUGUCGAUGAUAUUAGCGAUUAUCACAAGUCAGUAAAAUAAAUGCUAUCGACAAACGCUUGAAAAUUUCCUCUACAAGCGUUUGUAUCACUUCGAUACCAAAAAUCAUGCCCUGGCAAAUCUCAUUUUAGAGAAAUUUCAUAAAAAUAUCAGUGUAUUCGCAAAAUUUAUGAAAAGAUGGAAGAGAAAUCGAAGCGAUAUGAAAAGAUACAAUUCCUCGGUGAAGGACAGUUUGCCACCGUGUAUAAAGCAAGAGAUGUUAUGACUGACAGAAUAGUUGCUGUCAAAAAGAUCAAACUUGGCACUCGACAAGAAGCAGCGGAUGGCAUCAACAGAACAGCGCUGAGAGAAAUCAAACUGUUACAGGAGUUAAAUCACCCUAACAUUAUUGGUCUAUUGGAUGUGUUUGGACAAAAAUCUAAUGUUAGUUUGGUAUUUGACUUUAUGGAUACAGACUUGGAGGUGAUUAUCAAAGAUAACACUAUAAUACUCACAUUAGCACAUAUAAAGGCUUACAUGCUGCAGACCUUGAAAGGACUGGAAUACUUACACAAUAACUGGAUAUUACACAGGGAUAUGAAGCCGAACAAUUUGCUUAUCAAUAGAGAAGGUGUACUGAAACUAGGAGAUUUUGGUCUUGCUAAAUUCUUCGGUUCACCAAAUAGAAUAUACACACAUCAGGUUGUCACAAGAUGGUACAGAUGUCCAGAACUUCUUUUUGGUGCUAGAAAUUAUGGUACUGGUGUAGAUAUAUGGGCAGUUGGAUGCAUUUUAGCCGAGCUUUUAUUAAGAAUACCUUUCUUGCCAGGUGACACAGAUUUAGACCAACUUAGUAAAAUAUUUCAGUGCCUCGGUACACCAUCUAAAGAAGAAUGGCCUGCAAUGGAAUACCUACCAGAUUUUGUGCAGUUUAAAUCGUGUCCGGGUACUCCGUUGAAGGAGAUAUUUAUAGCCGCUUCUGAUGACCUCCUGGACAUUCUACAGGGUAUGCUUACAAUGGAUCCGCUGAGACGCCUCACUGCUACACAGGCAUUAAAAAGUGAGUAUUUUAUAAACAAACCAUAUCCAACACCCAGUCACAUGUUACCCAUGAUAGGGAAUACAAAGAAGGAGAUUAUGGACCAGUGUAAACCCAGUCUCAAGAGGAAAAUUGAUGGAGAAGCAGGUGGUUUGGCUAAGAGGCUUGUGUUUUGAGGAUAUCAAAAACUGAUUAGGUGCAAACUGGUGGUUUGGCUAAGAGGCUGGUGUUUUGAUGUUAUAAGAUACUGAAUUAGGUGCCAGGUGGACACUCUAGUCGGGUCAAACUGGAAUUGUUAUAAAAAAUUCUACCAGACAAAUAUAAAUUUAUUUUAUAGAGCAGGGAAAAAUUCCCUGUUUGGAAAUUGUUUAUGGGCAUUAUCCUACCUUUGGAAACUUUGUAAUUCAGAUUGAAUGAAAAGUAACUUAGGGCUGUCAGUAAAUAGUAGGGAAAACCGAUAAUACAUUUUCUUAAAGAGAAGUUUCCACAUACCUAUAUAUCGAGGGUUGAAUGCAAUACUGUUGUAAGUCCUUUAUUUAAUAGGAGUUACUACAGUAUUGCGUUCAACCCUCGAUAUGUGUAUUCCUUGAGAAAAAAAGAACUACUGUAAAGUUAUCCUUAUAGACUGUCAGGGCAUUGAUUAACAUUCCAACAGAACAUUCUUGCUUUAUCUGGUUAAUUCUGGUUGAUAUUUUCUGAAAUUAUAGAAUACUCAUUUGAAUUUUUUUGAAAUCAUUUAAUCUUUAAGGCUGAAAAUUUGUGGGUUGAGCUGAAAUGGCUAUUUGGCGAUAAUAUGACUUCAUGGAUUUCAGCUAUUGAAGAUAAUAUGUGUGGGAAUUUUAUUUGUUCAUGGGAUUGAAUUUCACCAAAACAUCCAUGAAAAUCAGCCCCCCACCAUCACUAAUGAUUUACAAAUCUAUGAAUUUUACCAAAUGAGAUGUCAUUAAAAUUUUAAAAGAGAGAAGAAGACAUGUUUAGACACUGAGCUUGAUUGUUUGGUUGGCAUGAUGAAAAUGUUAUAGAGGAAAUAUAAUGUUAUUAGAAAUCUGAAUAUUAGGUUUAAUGCUGGACACGAUUGAUUUUGCCUUUGCGACCGGUGUAGAUCAUGAUCAGCACUUUUCGCCAUUCAGUCAGUAUCUUUAUAGUAAGCACCCCUUUUAACAGUUAAUGGUACAGUCCAAAUUGAAAGAUGGACAAGUUUAUCAUAGAAAUUUAGCAGAGGAAGGGUUUAAACUACCGGUAUGUGUAAGUUUGCCUAUAUUAGACAAAUAGCUGUUCCUUUGAUAUUUAUGGUACAUGUUUAUACGAUACUGGUUGGCAGUUAGUGCUAUAUUUAUUUAGUAAGCAAUACAAAUUUGCAUUUAUGAAUAAUUUAUUUGGGUAGAAUUACUGGUCAGAUUAUGUAAUUCUGAUUCAGUAUUUUCUAGUUAUCUCCCUUAUAUCAGUUUUAUUUCAUUCUUCAUGUGUUGAAUACUGUAAACCUGGAAAUGAUUUCGUGCUUUUUAUGUUAGCAAAAUUCCUGAGGAAAAUAUAUUGGCAAAGUAAAAUAGCUGCAGCAUUGCUGCUAGCUGAAUAUGACUGCUGUCAUACAAGUCUCAAGACGCGAACAUUAAUAGUUGCAAAGAUGUCAAUCGACAGGGAAAAAAUCAUUGCCAUCACGAACAUUUCUAGGUUUACAUUAUCAGGGUUGACACUUACUUUGAAAAGUCAGGGAAAAAUGAUUGUCAGGGAAAUCUUGAUAAUGGUCAGUGGGAAAAGUCAGGGAAAAAUGACUUUUUUCAAGGUCAUUGAUUGUCAGGGAAAUCUUGAUAAUGGUCAGUGAAAAAUGAAAGUUUAGAAAAGUCAGGGAAAAAUGAAAUUCUGGGUUGAUGUUUAAAAUGUUCUGUGGCUGUGGCAGUCUUCAAGCAGUAUUUAUAAGUAUUUCCAAAAACAUUUUGGUGUUUCUGUGUAUAAACAUAAUUUAAAUGUGUUUGAAUCAAUUUCGUUUUUAUGUUAAUUUUGCAAUUUUAGUAUUUGUUAAUGAAAGUUUGUUAUAUCUGAAACAAAAUAAAUUGGAUAAGAUGGCUGUAGGGGAGGAGGAGGCUGAAAAAAUUAUGGUGGUAUUGGUCAGAGAAAGUAUGGUUUAGACAGGGAAAAGUCGGGGAAUUAUUUUCUCAACUAAGUGGCAACCCUGAUGUUAUGUAAAGAGUUCGUUGUAACAAGUGCAUUAUGUUAUUAUUUUAUAAAGAUUAACAUGUUUCUUAUAAAUUUUUGUCAGUUAGUGGUUUAUUUUAUGGAGGUAGUAUACUCUAAAAUUCGAAACAGAAAAUAUAGUCAUUGGAGUUACAGACCUUGGAUUAGUCAGUAAUUAGAAAAUUGACAACUGGUCUGCUCAAGAAGAGGGGUAUUUUAAAAAGUUAAAAGUGAUUUGCUGUAAUGGUUGUAUAUUGUGAGAGUGUCCAGCCCUUGUUUCAUGAUAAAGUCAGAUUUUUUUUUGAUUUUUUUAUUUUUUUUUUUAUAAAGUUUAGAAUUUCCCAUUAGCACCAAUGUUUAUUGUUUUGAAAAAUAUAUCUGAUUCCUAAAAAGUGGUCUUUUUCAGAGUUUUAUUUCAAUGUUUAACUUGACUCCAAGAAACAUCUUUAGAAAUUGCCAUAAUUUUCUUGAGCCCAAAUGGGAUUUUAUUUCUAUACCUUGUCAUUUAUAACACAUGUUAAAUUUAUUGUUCCGAAGCAGCUGUAAACUUUUGAAUAUAUUAUCAUCUGCUGAUAAUAAUAUUCAUAAUAUUAAACUUGUUUUUGUUAAUUAAGACAGAGACAAUAGAAUUUGAUAUUUAUUUGUCUGUAAAGGUUCGAAUUUGACAGUCGCUUUCAUCAUUUUAAUACUAGAUGUCUUAAUUUAUAACAGUCAAUUUGAUUUAUGCAUAGAUAUUGCGGAAUUUUUGGUAAAUGUUCCUGAAAGAUGUUAUUCGAGCUGCGCCAUGAGAAAACCAACAUAGUGCAUUUGCGACCAGCAUGGAUCCAGACCAGCCUGCGCUUCAAACCCUACAGCAAUUAGAGAAACUGUUGUCAAACAGCAUGGAUCCUGACCAGACUGCACGGAUGCGCAGGCUAGUCUGGAUCCAUGCUGGUUGCAAAUAAACUAUGUUGGUUUUCUCAUGGUGCGGCUCACUUAUUGAGAAGAUGGUAAUUUAUUCAUGCUUUAAGAAAUUGUCAUGUUUUUAAAAGUGCAUUGUGCAUUUACUGUGUUUAACUUUGAAAUUCUGACAUUUUCAAAAAUGGUCCAUAAUAAACAUGUUUGCCUUAUAUUUGAUGUAUAAAUGAAUAGGAUUGUCUUGCUUUUGUUCUUUAAAUUUUUGAUUAAAUGAUUGAUAAUGACUCUUGCAGAUUAUUUGAAAAAAAAACUUCAAUUGUUCAAUACGAAAUACUGUAAAAUGAGAUAUUUAUAUGAGGCUAAUCUUAAAAAAAAAAAAUUCCCUUUCAGGUAGCCUUAUUUAUUAUUCUUAUAACUCAUGUAGUAGGGGUUGUAAGACUUAAAUAUUUGCUAUUUUCAAAGUUGGAUUUAGUGUUUGAAAUAAACUUUUUCUGAUAUCUGUUCAAGUCUUGGAAACAUACAGGAUGGUACCGUUUAUAACAAUAACAACACUUUGACAAGUAUUUAUUUUCAUGAAUAAAGACAGCUUGUAAGUAUAGCAGAAAUAAAACUUACUAUAAGCUAAAUUGUUGAUUUACAGAACUGUCUUCUUGUCUUAAUUGGAUGUGUUUAUAUUAAUUUUACAGUAAAAUCAGUAAUUUUUUAGAGGGAUUUAUAUUGGCAAUAUUUGCUGACGAUCUGUUUUUGCAGAAACUGAUGUGAUAAAUUAUGUUUCAAAAAUUGGCGUGUCACAAAUUUUCUCCCAAAUGCACCUAUUCCAGUUUUUAAAAAGCAAAAUUUUAGCCUUGCUAAAUAUCGUGUUAUUACAGUUGAUGGGGGUGGGGGGAAACAAGAAAAAAAUGUUUUUGUAUUGAGAGGUUUGCUCUUCAGAGGUGUCGUUACUUUGGAGGGGUUGUUAUUUUGGAGGUCGUUAUGAAGAGAAAUCGUUAUUAAGAGGUGUUGUUAUUACAGAGGUAUUGUUAUUACAGAGGUUAUUCUGUAUUCAUGAUGUAAUUUAUAACACACAAUCAAUAAAUCUGUGAUAGUGCAUUUAGAAAUCUUCCAUAUUUUUUAGCUUGAUUUAAGAAUUUAUGGAUGGCAUUAAUCUCAUUUGUGCAGUUAACUGAUUCUUGUAUCAUGUUUGUAAUACUUUCAUUUUAAAAGAUGAAAGGAUUUGCCGGUAUGAAUUAACCUUUAGCUUGCUGGUGGCAAGUAAUUUUGCCUUUGUGACCAGUGCAGAUGAUCAGCCUGCAUGUCUGUGCAGUCUGAUCAUGGUCUGCACUGUGCGCUAUUCAGUCAGUAAAUUUUCAGGGAAAACCCUGUCAAAUAAUAAAUGGUACUGCUCAAAUUGAGUGAUGGACCAUUCCAUUUUAGAAAUUCAGCAGGGUUUAGGUUAAUUUAAUUUUGAGGAGUGUUGUGUAUAACUUUGUGGGUGCACUCAGUAAUGCGUACUUGUGUAGAUGCAUGUGUGUGUCCAUAUCCAUUUAUAAUCCCCAUGCCUUAUUGAUAAAUGUUUCAAGUUUCAUUGGUAAGUGUAAGUUCAGUUAGUUUGAUAAUUUCAUAGCACAGUGAUUCACUAAUUGAAUUUAAACUAAUUUUUAUGCACCCCCACCUUUGGUCCAUGCAUUUUAGUUUUAUCACUGCCAAAAUGCAUGGCAUUUAUUUUUUUAGUAUAAAAUUAAUGCAUUUACCAUUAAUUACACUGUAAUUUUUCGCAUUUUCUAUGUUUUGUCAUGUUCAGAUUUGAAUUAUUGAUAGAGAAAAUGAGAUUUCUUACAUUUACGGGUUUUGGUACAUGUACUAUGUAGGAUUUCAUUGUCUAUUUUAGAAUACAUGUGAGAUGUCCAAAAUCAAAGUAUUGUAAUUUUAAUUUGGGUGUUUAUGCUAUAUAUAUAUAUAUAUAUGUGUGUGUGUGUGUGUGCAGAAUCAGAAAUUAGAGAUUUAAGUGUAGGGAGUACGGUAAUGUACAGAUUUAAGUGUAGCAAGCAAUUUGAUCAAAUUUUCAGACAAUUUUUAGCACACUUAUUACAGUGGUAGAGGCUUUGUGUAAAUAGACCUAAAGUACUCAUAUAUUGUUUUUCAUUGAACUAUUAGUAGAAUAUCAGGGGGGAAUGUAUCUUGUAGUUUUCAUGAUGAAAAAUAUUCAAUAUAUUUUUCAUUGGUAAGAAAUUAUAAAUUUCGUGAAAUUUAGUUUAAACUUAAUAAAAAGAAAUUUGGUUUGUUCUGCAUAUAAGAUCAGAAUGUCUUUUACUUGUGACAGCCAUGUACUUGUGACCGCCAUAUCCUACAUUUUCACUAUUGGCUAUGCCAGAUGAAUGUGUUUGUAUCAACAUAUAUAGUGUAUAAAUGGGUGAUGUUACCUCAUUUAUACUUAACACAAAUAAAGUUGUAAGUUUUUAGUUUGAUUGAGUUUGUGCUGUUGAUUCAGGUAAUAUAAAACCCUUUUUUGCCGUCUUUGUCAUAAAGCACGCAUACAAUAAUGAAACUGGCCAUUAUGACAGUAAUAAGUGGCAAAUCACCAUCAGACUUGUAAAAUCAGCCCAAUAUUCAAUGCAUAUUCGUAAAUAGAGUUAAAAAUAAAUUUGCGAUUUUUUGCUGUCAUCCUUAGCAGUGUUACAAAGUGUAGUAAAUCUUUGAAGGAAAAGCAAAAUAGAAAUUGUUGAUAUUUUUUACUUUCAUUUUGAGUUAUGUGGUGUUAAGAGUGUAGUGUACUGUAAAUUGGUUGAAUUUUGUUAUGUGUUGUUUAUUUUUGGUCUUGGAUUAAGUAUCAGAAUUUGUGUUUCUGAUGUUAGUAAUUUUAUCAAUUUUGUUCUUUAUGAUACAUUUUGACAUAAUUAUGAGUAUAAGAAUUUUACACUUGUUUUAGAUGUGGAUCUGAAUAUCCAGCAUAAGGGUAAUUGUAACGGCAGAAACAGUUGCCUGUGAGGUGGAUAUUCUCAUCGGCACGUGUAACCAGUGAUAGGUUCUUUUUCUUGAAUCCUGUAAUUUACAAAGGAAUGAUGAAUGAUAUAGCACAAAUGAUGUAAUGCCUUAAUUUAUAACUGAAGUCAAUACUUUGGUUUAUUAAUAGAUUCAAUUUGAUCUUUUAAUAGUGGGACAUAUCUUGAUACAGUUACCUUCAUGGCAGUUUCUAGCCUCUCCGGAUGCCUUUUUACACUGUAUUUCAGAACUUUAUAGCAGUUAACAUCACAUAGGGAUAUGUGCUUUCUUCGAAGAUGCACUUUCAAAAUGAUAUAUCUGGAGUUCUGGAUGAUGACUGGUGCCCAAAUUUGCUCAGAGGUACUAAGGGGGCCUGUAUUCUUGUAGAAUAUACAGAUCAAGGGUUACAAAGCACUUGAAAUCCAAGGUCAAAAUAACAUGAUUUCCAUUGAAUUUUCCUCUAAACUAAAUUGUGCACAUGGCUGUGUGCAUUUUUAUGCUCCUCGUGGUUUACAUAUUAAAAACUUGAGGAGUCAGUUUUCAUGUAAAUUACACAAAAUUUUCUCCUGGUAAUCGUGAAAUUCACAGGAAAAGGCUCUGUUGAAAUAAAAUUUAAAAUUCCGUUAUUUUAAUCAAAAUUUUACAUUGGAAAUGUAUGUGAUUUAACUGAAACGAAGCAUUUCGUCAUCAAAUGACAGUCCGGGAUAUCACAUUUUUAUUCUGUACUCUGUUCACUUUUGAAUGUGGGGUAGAGAAAGAAAUUUUUAACCAUAUUACACAACGGCCUUUUACAAAAUGGUGCCAUUCAGGUAAGAAUGCUAUGAAGUUAAGAAAUAUUAUAAGACUUACAGAUGGGACAAGAAUGAAAGCUGUAGACAGAUUAUCAUGAAAUUUACUUGAAAAGAAAUUUUUUUUUUUAUUUACAUGUAGAAUCUAAUUCUUUUACUAUGUAUGUAAUAUGUUAUUGUCAUGUAUGCUUCCUUUCAACAUUAGUUAUUUAGUAAUUCGAGAAAUUCUACUUAUGCCCCUGGCAACGGCGUUAAUUAUGCCUAAAUUACUAGUAAUGCUUGGGGCGGGGAGGGGUGACUGGCCUUCCACCACAGUGGAAAACUAGAAAGUUGCCGUUUUACCUACAGUUUUUUUGGUGUUACCUAGCAACAAAACAGUUCAAAAAAGAUUCUCGGAUUGAGAAUUUGAGGUUUUUGUGCUUGGUUUGAGAUCAAAUGUUUUCUUGUGCUUUUUUUUGCAAUUUUUGGUUGUUUAUUUAUCUUACCUGAGUGGGGCAAUGCUAAAAUCAUGUAAGGAGAAAAUGUAAUCAAACGGUAUUAUUAUCAAUUGACACUAUAGGCCCACUACCUUAGAUACCAGGGCAAAGAUCAAGACAUAGUAGACAUUGAUAUACAGUUGAACUUCUUUCACUCAAACUGGACAGGAUAGGCAAACUUCGUUUGAGUUAUUGGUAGUUUGGGCCAUUGAACACUAUACACAAUAUCUUUGAGUGGAAGGUGAUGUUCGAAUUUUUAGUUUGAGUUCAGCUGUACUUCAAGAAAACUAUGGAAACUGUUUAUUUAUGUAACUGAAUUGAAAUAUUUAGACUUGGAAAUCAGUUAUGUCAGUCUAUUCCAUAGAAUGGGGUAUGUCAGUCAUUGUAUCACAUAUUUAGGUGUUAAGGUUAAUUAUACACAGUUGUUGUUUUUCUUUAAUAAAAAUAUGACUUAGUACAA